GGCCAACCAAGGCCACUGCAACGUCCGGUGAAGAUCAAAAUACAAAAUUCCCCGUCGAAUAACUGAUCAAAGUUCGUACAGCCGUCAUUUGAGGUGUUUCCUGCCGAGAGUAAGUACGGCUCUUAAUUUUCUCGUCGAGAAGAAGCAGGACGCUGUUGCGAAGAUGUCGAGCAAGUACAGAAAAAACACCAGUGUCUCGCUGUCAAUGAGCAACUUGUUGGAAGAACCGCUGCAAUUUGCGGCGGUUCUGAUUAUGACGACUUUGUUUAUCUUUGCUCACACUCUGGGCAUUCUUUUUUCGAUUUAUGUUCUCUUAACACCCUUGUACGGCUUUAUGGUGAUUUAUUUGCUGUGGACAUACUGCUUUGACAUGAAGACGCCCUCUAAAGGAGGCCGAAGAUACGAGGCGUUUCGAAGGCUUAAAACCUGGGAUUAUUUUCGCGAUUACUUUCCAGUGCGACUCAUACGAACAAAGAGACUUGACCCCAACAAAAACUACAUUCUAGGAUACCAUCCGCAUGGAAUUAUGUGCGCUGGAGCUUGGGCUAACUUUGCUACCGAGGCCACUGGUUUUAGUGAUCUCUUUCCCGGGAUUAAGUCUCAUCUUCUAACUCUAAAAUGUAAGUCACAUGUUUAUCUUUUCAAUUUUUUUAAUUCCCUUGCUCUUUCGUUUUACACGCUUACAAUUGCCUAUUGUGAAUAUGCUAACGCAUAUGCAAUUGAGAUAAUUUCAUAGUGUACAAGUAAACUUUACGAAGCCUCCCUCGUUCACUCUUUGUACAUCUUGCGACUGCAAAGUACUUGUCAUGUACCUAUAUCCACAGAUCACAGUUCUAUCGAAAGGUCAACAGCCUAUGCAAAGUUAUUCAAUGAAUAGCGAAGUUAAGAGAUAACUCAAGUGUUUGAUAUGCAUGUAUAUUUUAUUAGUCAUUGAUUUUGCGAUGUGCUUCCUUCGAAACAUCUUGCUUUUACAACCCUGUUCUUUCACGACGUAAAUGACACUUCUGAAAUUGUAUACGGCAUCCCAAUAAACAGGAAACGAAAGUCGAGCUAAGUCUGCAAGCUAAGCUUUCAUCUCUUUAUUAAAGGCAAAUAGCUUUCACUGGUCGACGCAAUUUUUCCAGUUUGGUACCUUGCCAUAUCAACGAAAUACUAUAUGUUAUAUUUAAAAGUCAGUUUUUAGGAAAGAAAGACAGUAAAUUUUGAAAUUUCAAGGUUAUCAAUCAUGGUUGAGAGGGGUUGCAUGCACCACCCAUGAUGCAUGAAGUAUGUAAUGUAUCAGUUUACAGUCAACCCUCUCAAUGAAUCAGGAAGGUAUUACCGUGUGAGCAGCUAGAGAUGCCCUUCCAUCUUUUUUUAGGGAAGGACCAUCAGAAAAGUUAUUGGGGGAUAGGGGUGGGGAGUGGAAAAAUAUUCAUGCCAGCGAAAAUUAACUAAUAGCCUGCGAGCAAGCUCUCCUAUUUGGGUGAGUGAAGCGAGUCUCGCGAGCAAGCGGCGAAGCCGCGAGGGGCCGCGGCUUCACCGCUCACUCACGUGUUUUCACGAGACUCGCUUCACUCGCCCAAAUAGGAGAGCUUGCUUGCAGGCUAAUUAACUAAAGGAAAUGUUAACAAAAAAGUAUUUAUGUAGCUUUAAAAUUCCCCACUCCUGUCAUAACUUUUCUGAUGGUCCACCCCUUUUCUGAGGAGAUUGAAAGGGCCAGGGAAGCUGUGCUCACAUGGUGCUACUUUUCAAAUGAAUCCUCUGGCACGUUGAAGUAAUGAUAAUUUACUGUUGAAUACAUCAUGCUGAUGUUUGCGAGUCAUCUUAUUCAUUGGAUUCAUUACUGUUAUAUUAUAUUUUUAGUGAUGUUUAAGUUUCCCCUUUGGCGUGACUUUGUUAUGGCUGGAGGUGUGUGUGAUGUCUCAAAAGAGAGUAUCCGCCACAUUGUUACUAAGCAAGGUACUGGAAAUGCAGCUGUGAUUGUAGUUGGAGGGGCAGCAGAAUCUCUUGAUGCCCGUCCAGGCUCUUACACUCUGACCCUCAAAAACAGGAAAGGAUUUGCGAAGAUGGCUCUUCAAACAGGGUAAGGAGAACAAAAUAAUAUUUUCCUUAGUGUUUAGUUUCAGUACUUUAUUCCUCGCAAAGUAAAUUUAAGAACAAAUCUUAUUCUCAAUACCUUUACUGUUUACUGUUCAGAGAACUGUGCAUUACACAUUGAAUAAAAUUUAAGGAUGUUACCUGGAAAGUACAAAAAUAACCAGUUCAUGUACAUUUAAAGUGAUUGUAGAAUGUUAAAAGGGUGCUCUUUACUUUUAUCAAAGAACACAUACUUGCUUUUUCAGCUCUUAUUUUCUUAGUCAAAGAGCACCCUCCUGGUGUUUAAGAGGUGUCAGGUUUAAAUCCUGUCUGGAGCUCAAAAUUUUUUCUUUGUAGUAAUUGUUACUCCAUCUUUUUCCCCCGAGUACCAAACUUUAAAUUUGCUGUCUUUAUUUAUCAUUGUGCAGUUCAUAUUUAGUUGUACAUGAAACUAAUUUCCCUUUUUGUAUAAAUUCCUUUGCAGGGCAUAUCUUGUGCCAGUGUUUUCUUUUGGUGAAAAUGAAUUAUUUAACCAAGUCAGUAAUCCAAGAGGUUCACGGCUGAGGGCUUUUCAAGACAAGCUGAUGAAAAUAUUAUCCUUUGCUCCGCCUUUGUUCUUUGGUAGAGGCAUUUUGCCAAGAAUAAUUGGCAUCAUGCCCCAUAAGAGACCGGUCUGCACUGUAGGUAUGUACUACUGAACUAGCAGUCACAGGCAGAUUUAGAUGGAAAUUGUAUUAAAAGGUUUAUAAGAAUUCUCUGUAAAAUCUGUGGUCUAGAGACUGUCUUUAUUGUGGUCGAAGAUGCUGUUGAUAAAAAAAUCAAUAAUAGUAUUAAAAAUCUCCAUGCCUCAUGAUCCUCCUUCUGAAAUUUCUGAAUUCUUUAUACUGUCAAUCUUCCAGUAUGUUACCUCCCCUAAACAACUGCUCCUUCAUCAUUGAGAGGUGCAACAUUCCUUGAAUCCCUGAUAGUUUUCCUGUGGACAGAUUUUCUCCCCUAGGGUAACUUUGUGUUAGCCUGUGAAAUUGCUUAUUUAUUUUUGGUUCUCAGAUGUGCUUGAUUGACACUGUAUUUCUCUUAGUAAAGUUAUGUGUGUAGUUGCUUAUGUGUGUCACAUAAUUUUUUACCCUUUAGUUUGUAUUUUUGUGUUUUAUUUUCCUCCAUUCAGUUAUCUUUUAGUUAUUGAUGUUCAGUAAAUCUAAUGUUUUGAUUCCUUUUCAGUUGGUGCUCCAAUCCCAGUAAAGAGAGCAGUAACAAACCCCAGUGCUCAACAAGUCAACAGGCUCCACAAGAAAUAUGUCCAAGGACUUAUAAAUCUGUUUGAGGAACAUAAGCACAGAUAUGGCUUGGCAAGAAGUGUCAAGCUAAGAAUUGUCUAGUUGAUUGGUACAGUAAUAUUAUUGUCAGAUUGACUUUAAGAAUUAAGAUUUAUUAGUAAAUAUUUAAAUGCCCUUUUUUGUAAAAAUCUGUAAAAUUUUUGAGAGAAAAGACUCAAGCAGUAGGUUUUGCUUCAAGUCAUUUCAAGCACUGACCAGCUUCUGGCUGUACCCAUGUAACAGCCUGUCCAAUAAUAUGAAUAAAUUCAAUAAUAAAAAUAUUAAUAUAUUGAUGAAAGCAGAUAGGUGAAUUUUAGGUGAAAUUCAUUUACCAAAUUAUUUUUCUUGUGUAUGCUUUUCUUUGUGAACAUUCAAACGAUAGAAAGAUUGAUGAAAGUGUAUAGUGAAUCAAUAUUCACCUCAAUAUUUAGAAAAUUACUGUGAAGUUCUGAGUUACUGGUUUGGUUUAUUUAAAGUGGUUUGCAUUAAACAAUCUUCAAAUGCAAGGUUUGUGCCAUUAUUUUACUUGUUUCUCUUAUCUUUUAUUAUGAUCCCUUAACUUUCAGCAUGCCCCUACAUAGUAGUUUCAUAAACGAAAAAAAGGAAAUGGACUUGAAACACUCCUGUGUCCACAAUUUUUGCCUGAGUGGGGCAGGGUUACCUCCAUGUUGGCCUGGGGUGUAACUGUGCCUCAAAGGGGAGAAACCCUGGCCCUGUUUAAAUAAAGAAGUCUAAACCAUCUACAGUAUCUUGUGUUGGACUGAACCCUGUUUGGACAAUGAACAAAAUAAUUAUGCACUCUUCCUUUCCUUUAACAAACUAAGGCCCGUUAGAGUUCAAGCUCCCUGUCCUGUUUAGCACAGAGAGCACAAAAUAAGCCACACAUAGUCCAGGUGUGUUCAGCCUAACCACACCCUCCCCAAAGAAGAAACUGAACAAAGCUCUCUCGCCGUUUUCCCUUAUUCUGAGUAAGGUGCAGCUACUCGUACGUAAGAUAAAGUCCAGUCAACCCCAUAAGGGCUAGGUAGUCCCUUCAAGUACACAGUCCUUUUCUUUGACUCCCUAUAAAGAGGUAACCUAAAAUCCCCAUUUUUGGCAGCUUCCAGUGAUCUCAGAUCAGUAAAGGUGAGACGCUUUCCAUUCAACCAAAACGUCCGGUUAGAAUUUUCGGCAACUUCCAGUAGUGAAUGGAACAGCUUUUUUCAAAAUUUCCAAAAAAGAGGACAACCUCGCGAGGUAUACCUAAAUGUUCGAAAAAUUUUUUCCCGGAAGUUUUCUUUCCAUCCAACUUUGCUCCCGGAAUUUCUAGAAUUUUCGGUUGAAUGGUUAAGUUCGCAUUUCGGAAGUUCAACAGUUUCCGAAAUUUCUGGACACUUUUCCUGGAUUUUCCGUACCAUUUGCCACUUUUUCCAAACUUUCGAUGGAAAACACCCCAAUGUUUAGCCUGUUCCAGGCGUUCAGAUAGUGGGGAGCGGUGCGAAGUAAAAAGGAGUGCGAAAAAAUAAAAGCGAGGGAGGCAUUUGAAAGUUUCCCUUCCUAUUCAAAUGCCUGCCACGCAGGCUAAUGUUUUAAGUGCACCACUCCCGCGACACGCCCCCCAAUAUGACCAGUUCGUUUCCAGGUCUUUGUUGCUUUGUUGGGCUAACAACACGUGCAGAUCACCGCGUUGAAAGAUUUUUUUUUUCAAAAGUUCACAGAGCGGAAGCUAAGGUCAUAGUCUAAUGUUAAUACGUAUUUUGACACGGUUUUUGUUCUUUGUCUUGGCGCAAUUCUUUAAUUCGCUAAAUCAGCACUCGCAUCGGGACAAGAUGCCGCUCGUUGAAUUUGCGCCUCUUCGCAUACCUCUCCAUCGUCGGUUGGAGACAGCAGCAGUUGCGUUUUACUAUUACUCGUUCUAUUUUGGCGCCCUCAUUGGCACUCUUAUCAUACUGGGAUUGUUUUUCACCUCAUACUAUCCUCUGGCCAUCCUUUACUUGUCAUGGGCCUACCUCAUCGAUGGACGUACACCCGAACACGGAGGACGAAGAUCAAACUUUAUAAGAAAACUGCGAAUAUGGAAGUACUUUAGAGAUUACUUCCCAAUCACUUUGGUUAAAACAUCGGAACUUGAACCAAGCAAGAAUUAUAUAUUUGGCUACCAUCCCCACGGUGUGUUAUGUGCCGGAGCCUUCUGUAAUUUCGCCACCGAAGCCACAGAUUUUACCGACGUUUUUCCCGGCAUUACUCCGCAUUUGUUGCCGCUUAUGGGUAGGUAUAGAAGGCUUCUUUAAAAAUCUUAUUUUGUCAGUGAAGAGUACGCGGUCGAAUGCACGAAAUCAGUGGAACGUUGAGUGUUUUGUAGCCUGUCACGCAAGUGUCACGUAAUAUAACACAGAGGGUACUUGAUCACGGUAUUUUAUUGAACGGAGGAGUGGAAACCUUUUUUAGUCACUUUUCCUGCUUGACAGUUUAUAGGAAUGGUGAGUAAUGGGCGGAGAAACUCCAUUAUAAAAAAGGCAUGCUUGUUGGAGAAAAAGAAUUAAACCUCUAUUAAAAGGAGGCUUAUCCGGGCAUGACUCAGGCCAUACUCCAAUGUGCACACCUAAGUUCUUUUUUAAGAUAUUUCUGUAAAAAUAUUGGCUUUCCAUCCUAAACACCCCAAGUAAGACGAAAAUCUGCAAUUUCUACCCCAAAGCAAGAUGACAAGCAUUCCUAUCAUUAUUUUUUAUUUUUCACUUAGGGUACCCGCUGUCCCCAGGACCUCUGGGAGGCUUAUAACCCGGGGGGGAACUCCGCAUAUGAAAGGGAAGGGGGUGCUCGUCGGAAAUUUGAAGUAAACCCCUAAAGGAGACAAAUCUGGGCGUGGCCCAAGCUUUUUUUGACCGCUAAAAGAGACCAUGUUAAAACAAAGACAAAUGAGAAAACUUGGAUUAUAUGACUGGAGUAAAUAAAAUGCAUUAAAAAUAUACAUAUCAAAUAUAUCUUUUUAAGUUUUUUUCGCGUGCAACCCUAAACGAGACCUUCACGGCUAAAUAUGAUGGCGUUUUGCCCAGAACACCCUAAGUAAGACCAAAAUCUGAAAUUUACACCCCUAAACAAGACGACUAGCAUCCCACCCCAUUUCAUAUGCGGAGUCCCCCCCCCCCAGGGCUUAUAAUUUGCGGGAUGAUUUUCAACCUUGCCAGGUUUCAUCGCAAAGCUGAUCUUUGUAUCCUUUUUACUUUCAUUAAUUAGCCUUGUUCAAGCCACCCUUAUUCCGUGACUAUAUCAUGUGCAGUGGAAUGUGCAAUGUCACCCGUGAAAGUUGCGAGUACAUUCUUACCAAGAAGGGCCCAGGAAAUUCAGUGGUUAUUGUGGUAGGAGGAGCUGAGGAGGCAUUUGAUGCCCACCCAGGAACUUAUUCCUUGAUUCUGAAGCCAAGGAAAGGAUUCAUAAAACUUGCUUUGAGAACUGGGUGAGUCGGUUAAGAAAAAUAAAUAAUUUUAAGAUUUGAACUUCGUGGACAAUAAGAGAAAACUUUCCAUCCAAAAAUGUCUCACUAUACAGUGGAACCUUGCCAUAUGGCCAUCCUGUUUAAAUUACCACCUUGUUAUCACAAGGCUCGAAAUAAUUUCCGGAGAGCCUUCAGACACGAUGACCGGCCAAAUUCAUUUUAGCUCGGUCACUUAUCGUUUCUGGCCGGUCAAAUGUUAAUUCUUAAAACAAGGUCCCAUUAACCAAAAAUGGCUUUAUAUGUUCCAAAAAACAGCUAUGGGUUUAGAUAUUUCGCGGGUUCGCGGGGCCGCGAAAUUUGUUAGAAAUUCUAUCUAAUACAUGUCAAUACAACAUAAUUGAAACUUAUCUCGGCUGUUGGGGCUGUUAAUUGCCGUCACGUUCAUCCCCACAACGAGCGAACAACGUUCCAAAACUACCAGGCAUAAGUUAUGUUGGGAACAACUAGGCACUAGUCAUGAUGUUUUAAAAAGCUUUGCCAUUGGCUCAUUUCUCGAGCGCUUUGUAGUUAAAAUAGCAAGUGAUUAUCUCUGUUAAAAAACUUUAAACACGCUCGUCAAAUCAGCGCAAAAUCGAUCGAUUUCUAGCGAAAUUUGUCCAGAAAAUUCCACGAAAUCGGCCGCUUUUACCUAUUGUUUUUCGGCGAAGUUUGUCUCGAAAAGUUCCGCGAAAUUCCUGCGAUAUCAGCCGAUUUUUUUGCGGAUCUCUCUAAAAAUCCCGCGAAACUUGACUUUUUUUCUCCGCGACCGAUCAGACGCCCUGAGUUGCUUAACUGAUAAAAGUGAAAAUAUUCUUAAUUUUGUGACCGAAAGCGCGUGAACCCCAAUGUCUGUUUCCAUGCGCGAAUUGUAAACAACGUUUCUAGUUGUAUUUCACCCAGGAUUUCAGGUCAACGUUUCGCAAUGCACAGCGACUCGCUACAUACUUAUAACAAUUGACACAACUGAUUUCAUUUUCAAUACGAUCGAUUGUGACCAGUCAACAUGACCGGCAAGACGAAACGUUGACUGGUCAACUCCCCAAUCAGUCCGGACAUUGUCCGUUGACCGGCCGUUAUUUCGAGCCCUGUUAUCAUGACCAUAUUCUUUCAACCCAGACAUAAAAAUCACUGAGUCAUUUUAUUACCUUAACCCUUUAAGUCCCAAUAGUGUCCAACAGCAAUUUUCUCCUAACGAUAUUCAUACAUGGUCAUGAGAUGAGGUUAUGAGAAUUAAUAAAAUGAUCACCCAGGAGAAAAUACUUUGAUCUUCUAUCAAAUUCUCUUAGCUAAUUCUUAAAGGAAAUGUAUAGAGAUCAGCUUGGAGAAUUUGUAUGUGGAUAUUGGGGCUUAAAGGGUUAAAGACCCUGUUAAUGUGACCACCUCAUUAUUACAACCAGGAUUUUAUGACCCAACAGUUGUUGCAUUAACAGGGUUCUACUGUACAAAAACUACUACCCCAAACAUGAGAUAAAUGGGGAAAAAAGAGGGCAAGGCCAGUAUUUAGCCAUCUUGACUGAACAAGCUCAGUUAAUGAAGGAUGAUGAUGAUGAUGAUGAUGUGGCCAAAGGAAAACGUUUUCUCAUGGAAAAAAGCAGAAAAUCCCAAGCAGGCAAUUUGGUCGAUCAGAACACAGGGUUCUUCUUCUAGCCAGGGUUCUUUCCUGUUUCCCGGGGAGAAAGAGAAAAGGAGAAGGUCUCUUCCUGCGAAACAUUGGUGAGGAGAGACAGCUGUAUUCACAGGCCAUUUCCCUCUCUUGCCUGUGGUUUGUACUGUAAUUCCUACAGUAUAUUAUGGAACCUCAAAAAGUGGUUUAGAUGAGGUCUCUGGCUUCAAUACCAAAAUAUAAUAAUUUAGAAUGGAAAAGGGUGUAAUGUAUUGGGAGUACAAUUUGCAGGUGUGAAGGUUAGGACCUUCCAGUUUAAAGCCUUAGAAAACAGCCAACAUUUCAUGACACCACCACUAGUUUCCCCAUGAAAUGACAACUGAGAAAUGAGUCCAGAAAUUCCAUACUGAUGACAUGUCACUACCCAGAUCUGGGUUCUGCUUCCUUCUGACUGGCUGAAGCUUUCAGCUAAUCAGAAGCACUCAUUUCUCAGAUGUUAUUUCAUGGGGAAACCAUUGCAAAAUGUUGGCUGUUUUCUCAGGCUACCUCCCAAUCAGUCGCUUCCAUUAUUGCACAUGCAGCUGCAAAUUAAAUGCAGUAUCUACAGUAUAAAUUAUGUUGGAACUCUUUUGUAUUUCCAGAGCUUCAUUAGUUCCAGUAUUUGCGUUUGGCGAAAAUGAUGUAUUCAACCAAGUCAAUAAUCCAAGGGGAUCAUGGUUGCGAGAUAUUCAGCUGAAAAUCCAGAAGAAGGUUGCAUUUGCCCCUGUUCUUUUCCAUGGUCGGGGAAUUUUUCAGUACACAUUUGGUUUUUUGCCACACAGAAAACCAAUAAAUGUUGUUGGUAGGUGAUACUGUGAAGUAAUAAUUAUUAUUUCCUUAAGAGAACAAUUUACUGGUAGAUAAUACUACAUUGUUCCUAGAUCACAAAUCUCAGAGGCAAUAUUUAUUUCUUGCUUGAUCAUAAUAAUUUAUACAAUAUAAGUAUCAAUUUAGGUUUCUGGGAAACUGCCCACCUACCCCUCCCCUAACCCAACAUUUUGCCCUAAGUGAGGGGAGGAGUAGAUGGGCAGUUUCCCAGAAACCUAAAUUGAUCCCAAUAUAAGGGAGCGGUCAUUAACUAUUGGGGGGGGAGGGUCGGUAUUAUUUCAAAGGUUAGAGCCCAAAAAUGUUAGCCCCUCUCAGGUUAACAGCCCAAAAAUCUUGGCCCCCUUUAAAAUGUGAGCCCAAAAAAUUGUAACCCUCCCCUGUGAAAAACUUUUGAUUUUUUUACGAACGUUAUUUUGAGACAAUUAUUUCACUGGAAUAAGAAAAAAGUGUUACUAUUUUAAUACACUAUUUACAAAACCCAAUGGUUCACCAAGUAAAGGGAACCCGUACAUUAAACAGCCCCGUUGUUACUCAUUGAAUUCCUGUUUUGUAGUCAAUUUCAAGAGUGAACAAAUUGUGCGUAUUUAAUAACGGAUCAGCGAGAGCUGUCUCUAUUCAAGAGAAGUCCGCAGCUCUUGCUCGACCCCUCCAGGUCCUGCAAGUUCGGCCAUAUCGUGUGGUGUGCAAAAGAUUUUCAAAGUUAUUUUCCUGCUGGACCGAUUAAGUCUUCCUCCUGGUCCUCAUCAGAAUCCUCACUGAUGUCAUCAUCGCUAUCAUCCUCUCCGAUUUCGUCCAAGACACCAUCAUCAUUGCCAUCAUCAAUGUCAUCAUCAACAUCAUCGUCACAAUCGCUGUCAUCGAGAUUUUCGCUACCUUCAAUUAUCUUCUUAGCAAUGUCUAUGGUUAUGAGGUCUAUUUUUUCUUGCUUCAGUGCUCCUUUGGAAUGCUUUAGCUUCCUUUCCAUGACAUACAGGUCUAAGAUCUUAACUUUCAGUUUCUUUAGCGUUCCUUCUCGAUACAUUGCUUCCCAGUUGUAAUCUGCAAAAGAUUUUCGGUUCUCUUCCAGGUUCGCUUUCUUUCUGCUUUCUGUCCUCUUGUUUCUUUUCCUCUCUAGUUCCAGAAGAUGGUCCAGAUAUUGCUUGACUAGCCUUUUCUCAACAACAUAUUUCCUGCUGAAGUUCUCUAUGGCAUCAUCGUCAUUCAUUUUACCUGCAUCAAAGGCAAAAAGUGUAACAAUAAAUACAUGUUUUAUAAGGUGAAAUAAUCAACAUGACACGAGCAGGGGACAAAGAAAAACUGAAUACCUGGUGGUAUCACGAUAUUAAAAAUGUGGAUUGUACAAAAAGACGUUAAUUCCUAUUCUCACUUAGCAGAAACUUACCCUCAGCAAACAACUUUCUGAGCACUACUCUUGGCUGAUAAUCAUCAAGCCGCAUGAUUCAACGACCAUAACGCAGAACAUGUUACACAUAAAGAGGGUCGAAACUUCAAUCGAAACUUUACAAAAAAACCUAAAGGAACACUUAGAAAGAACAAUCCAUUCAUCAGGUAGAGUUUUAACAGGACAUAAAACUGCACAUGACUUUGAUGAGCAAAAGCUAACCGAAUUGCAGGGUUUUAAAAAUGAAUUACACACUUUAAUAACUAGUCUAAGUCAGUUCCAAGAAACCUGCAAAGCAGCAUUUAAGCACCCCUUUUCUGCAAUGAAAAGAAAAUCAAGAAAAAGGAAACAAAAUACCCAAAAGAGUGUGAAGCGGAAAAAGGCGAGGCAUGUGGCCAGGACGACUGAGGUCCUCAAGAAGAUUGCGCCUGAUUGGUCGGAGGGUAAGAUUUGUGAGAAUGAGGAUUUGUGCGGAGACAUCGUAAAAGAACUUGGAAAAAGAGAGCAGAAAUAGGCGGUAGCUUUGAUGUUUGAUCAGUGCGAACUUUUGAAUGACAGCCUUGAAAUCAGAGCUUAGAACAAUGUUAGGGUUUUCUGAAAGUGAGAGUAGCUCUAAUGCAAGUGACGGCGAUGAAAGUAGCGACCAAGACAACCUAAGUAGCAUCAAUGACAGCAAAGACAGUGAAAGAAAUAGCGAUGACGGGGCCGAUGAUAGUGAUGUAACUGAACAAUGUCAGGAGGAGGAUUCGGGAAGUGUCUUUACUGCAGUGGAAGCAUCACGACAGCAGCAGUGCAGAAGACAUUGGCCCCUACUGGAACACAAUGGAAUGCACUCCUUACUAUGAGCCCAUUGAGUAGUCGUUUAUACAUCUUCACUGGACAUUGGCAAUAUGUUUGAUACCGUUACUGUUUAAGACUGAUUGAGUUUUAUAGCAUACCAGAAUUUGUUGAUUUUUUAAAAUAACAAUAAAUCAAGUGAUGUUUAUAAAAUUGUUCUGGGUGUGAGCUUUUUCACUGUGCAAUUAAGCUUUGAGUAUACGAUUCUAUGAAGAUUCUCUUGCCAUGCUAAAGUCAAUAGCACAAAACCCAUUUGUGCACAUCGCCCAAAGUUUUAAUAAAAGGCGCCCAGAAAUUGUAACCCUCCCCUAUAAAACGUGGGCCCAUAAAAUUAUGGCCCACCCCAAAUGGGCGCCCAAAAAAACACAGCCCUCCCCCAAAAUAUACCAGCCCCCCCCCCCCAAUAGUUAAUGACCGCUCCCUAAUAGUACUAAUAAACCGAGAGUGAGGUCAUUACAGGGAAAUCUCAGACCAAGGCCUUGAUAUGCGAGGUUAAUAAGUUAUUUAUUAUAUUCUACAGUAAUUCGAGCCCAAGCUUUUUCAGUUGCCCAGAAUGUUCCAAAAUGGCAGCAAAGUGUAAAUAAACAUUCAUUUUCUCAUGGAACAGUCUAGUCUGUACCAACAAGUUCAAAUACCAAGGCUAUGCUCUAAGGAAAAUUGAAGGGUGCCCAGUGCUCUGAACCUGUAAAAUCCAGGGUGCCCAGCAUAUGAUUUGUAUGAAAAAUCUGAGAUUUUCUAGUUGCCCAGGAGCAAAAGUUGGGUGCCAGGGGCCACCAGGCUCUGCUAGAGCACGGCCCUGAAUACCUUUUGGGGGACCCCCUUUCUUGGACCCCCUUUCUUGAAAAAGAGAGAAAGAACCUCACUGGUCAAUUCCUAGAAUAAACCCUGCAUCCAGCAAGGUGUUUUUGUCCCAUAUUACCAUUUCUCUGCAAAUUAAUGGGCCCAAUUAAUGCACUGGGAAGGGAUGCUCUUCAGAGAAUUGGAAUGGUACCCUUUAAUGAGACAGCUUGUGUGUAAGAGACUGCUUUUAGGGAGUUAAUUUUUAUAAACGUUCUUAUAACCUUCUUAUCCUUUGCAGUUGGGGAACCUAUUUCAGUAACAAAAGUGGACAACCCAACACCUGAACAAUUGGAUGACCUUCAUGCUACUUACAUUGAAAGACUCAAAAAGCUUUUUGAAGAUCACAAAUCAAAGUACAAUGUUCCUGAAUCAACAGAGCUGGUUAUUUACUAAUAGCAUCAAACCUUUUUUUGUUGGACAAAAAUAACUGUAUGUUGGAUGUGUUAAUGACCAGUACUGUGACAGUGAAGGUCAGGACUGGUUGACUUUGUACUCAUUGCAACUACAUAAAUGUUUUAGAAAUAUUUUUAGUGUUAAUGUUUAUGCAAAAAUAUGUAUUUUUUAGCAGAUUUACAUGUAUGAAUGGCGAUGGGCACUUUUAUACAAGAUUCUUAACUUGUAAAGUAAUAGUAUUUAACUGCUAAUUAGUUUUAUAAUCCACUAUCCCUUGUGAUUUAAAUCAAAGAGUAGCUAUUUCGUGGUAGAUUAACUCCAUUUAUAAGUUAGAGAAGACAAAAUAUAUUAUCAAUAUUAUAAAAGAGUUGUUUUAAAAUAUAUAUAAUAUUUUUCAAGUACAAAUGUGAUAGCUAAUUAACAAUUAUACCAUUAACUUUUACCCCAUUAUUUGAAAGUGUUUUAUUAGACUCCUUGCCAGAAAAGUGACCCCAUGUUAAUUGCACACAUGUAAUGUGCCACAAUUAAUUUUUAUGAAUUGAGACAGUAUAAAAAAUAUUUCUGUACAAAAUAAUAACAUUAACAUGUCAUUGCAUCAAAGGCAAUGUAGAUAACAAUACAGGUACUAGGAGAACCAUACUUUGUCUUUAAAUAGUCAAUAUAAUAAUAAUAAGGAUUAAUAACUAUGAGAGCUUUGUUGGGGUCUGUGGAUGAAAUCUUGUGGUCUUACCAUUUAAAUAAAUUAAAACUCUUCAGACAACAAGAUUCCAAAUGGUAGAUGUCAAUACAUUGCACUAUUUGUUUUCUCAAUUUUACAGCAUGAAAUUGGAAGCUUUGUUCUGUAUGACUUAUAGUAAGCUUUUGCUACACGUAGAAAGGAAAGUGUUCAUUGAAAUGUGCAUAGUGAUCUGUAUGAUUAAUAGAUUCUUACACCAAUGAUCUGAAUGAUCUGACUGCAGAUCAGGCCAGUCUGACUGUUACUACACUCAGAACACUGCCUGUUUCUGUUAAUAAUACCUUUUCUUUACAUUGACACUCAUCCCAUAUACAACAACCC
This is a messenger RNA of Porites lobata, 13800 nucleotides long. The record is from the annotation of a GenBank genome assembly. NCBI's taxonomy places the organism in Eukaryota, Metazoa, Cnidaria, Anthozoa, Scleractinia, Poritidae.